Messenger RNA from Arachis duranensis, 1740 nucleotides. Its product is annotated as topless-related protein 1. The transcript is spliced from 14 exons. Lineage: Eukaryota; Viridiplantae; Streptophyta; Magnoliopsida; Fabales; Fabaceae. The coding region runs from base 1 to 1740 and encodes 579 amino acids. The record is from RefSeq and is a predicted model, not a curated record. Gene Ontology annotation, biological process: regulation of DNA-templated transcription. Gene Ontology annotation, molecular function: protein binding.
AUGGAUCCUAAUGUAGAACGGGCGGAGCUCUCUAAGGAUACUUCGUCUGAGGUGAGAUCAGCCAUAUCACCAAACUUUACCGUAAAUGUUGUUCGAACAUUGGAAGAGGAGUCGUCUCCUACUAGCAUUGACUUUCAUCCUGCUUCAGAUGCGGUUCUUCUGGUUGGAACAGAUAACGGCACUGUACUAAUUUGGGAUGUCAAGGCUGGUGUGAAACUUUACUUCCACCAUUUUGUAGUUUGGGAUUUAUUAGUGUGUUGCACUACAGUUCAGGAUCUGGAGAAUGAUAAAAAAUUGAGAGUUUCUGUUAACAAAGUCUUGUGGUGUGGUCCUAGUGGCUCAUAUUUUGGGGUAGCAUUUUCUCAACACCUUGUUCAUGUAUAUCGUCGUGGCUCUGGUGGUAUCGUUUACGUGAAUAAAGAAAUUGAUGCUCAUGAUGGCAGUGUCAAUGAUCUUGCAUUUGCCCAUCAGAAGCCGCAUUCAUCAGACAUACUGAUGCUCAUAACAUGUGGAGAUGACAGGAAAAUACAUGUGUGGAAUGCUGAUACUACAGCCUUACUUUAUACUUUUGACGGUCACAGUGCUCCGGUUUGUUCAAUCUGUCCUUACUUGAAGAAUGAGGUUCAUUUAAUCCUUUCAACGUCAAUUGAUGGAAAGAUGAAGACAUGGUUAUAUCACAAGAGGGGAGGAGGAGGCAAUAUUGAUUGCCCUGGAGUUGGAGAUUGCAAAUUGGAUUACAAUGCUGCUAGUAACAGGCUGUUCUUGUGCGGAAUCACCAAGGAUAGAGAGUCAUAUUUUGUGGAAUGGGAUGAAGUUAAAAGAUGCAUAAAAAGGUCAUACAAAGGGCUUAAGAAUCCAUGCUCUUCAACCAUCAAAUUCAGUUCAUCUCCAAACCAAAUUUUGGCUGCUGGUGAUGAACAUAUGGUUAAAUUUUGGAGCAUGGACAAUGUUGAGCUCUUGACAAGCACGGAUGCCGAUGGAGGAUUACCUGAAUGUCCAUACAUUUGUUUCAAUAGAAGGAGCACAUUACUUGCUGUAUGUGCAAAAGAAAACAAGAUCAAAAUUUUAGAAAUUUCCAAUGAAAACUUGGGAAAGCAUGAGUGCAUAAAAAGGUCUGAUUCAAAUGAAAUAUGGCCGAACUAUUGGAAUGUUUCUGAAAUUUGUGAACCAUCUCAGUGCCAGAGUUUGCAACUGCCUGUUCAUACCAAACAUAUGAUUGAUAGAUUGACUUACAAUCAUGCUGGAAGUUGCAUUUUUGCAUUGGCAUUGAACGGUAGUGUUGUGCGUUGGAUGUGGCCAUGUGGCCAUACUAACUUGGAUGGCAAGGCAAAUACAAAGGUUUCCCCUAAGAGCUUUCAUCCGAUCUUGAGGAAUGACCUUAAAAAACACAACAGAAAAGACCAAGCUUCAUGCCUUACUGUGUCAAAAGAUGAUCAGUAUAUCCUGUCCUCGUCAGGGGCUGAAAUCAACCUAUUUGAUCUGUAUCUGUCUCGGAUGAUGGGAAAUUUCAAGAGGAAUGCACCUAUGGCAACAUGUAUUGCUUUUCACCCUCAUAUAGACGGAGUAGCUGCUAUUGGCAUGGAAGACUGCAGUAUAUGUAUAUACAAUUGCUUUAUAAUAGAGGAUAUAAAGAAGCUUGUUGAUGGCCAUACCAAAAGAGUAACUGCCCUUGCCUUCUCUAAAGAAUAUACUAUUCUCGUUUCUGGUGAUGCGGAUGCUCGGGUAACUUUUCACAAAUAA